Molecule: messenger RNA, 1734 nt
Organism: Aspergillus clavatus NRRL 1
Lineage: Eukaryota; Fungi; Ascomycota; Eurotiomycetes; Eurotiales; Aspergillaceae
Product: peptide MFS transporter
Exons: 4
Coding region: 1-1734 (577 amino acids)
Biological process (GO): transmembrane transport
Cellular component (GO): fungal-type vacuole; plasma membrane
Molecular function (GO): dipeptide transmembrane transporter activity; tripeptide transmembrane transporter activity
Source: RefSeq, a predicted model, not a curated record
AUGUCUACCAGAGAUCACGAGGUUGAGGCUACUCAACCUCACCAGGACAAUUUCGUCUCCGAAGCUGCGCUGAACGAGAAGGAUAACUUCUCCGUGGAGAAGGCUCUCGCGGACACCCCCGAUGGCGAAGAGCCCACUGAGGAGGAGUCCAAGAACCUGCGCCAUGUCGCCGAGAACCUGCCCGUCUCCGCCUGGCUGGUCGCCGUUGUCGAGUUGUCCGAGCGUUUCACCUACUACGGCAUGUCCGGUCUCUUCCAGAACUACGUCAACAACCCUCUAGAUGGCAGCCAGGGUCGUGGUGCUCUGGGUCUGGGUCACCAGGGUGCCACUGGUCUGACCACUUUCUUCCAGUUUUGGUGUUACGUCACUCCUAUUCUGGGUGCCGUCGUCGCCGAUCAGUACCUGGGCAAAUACAAGACCAUUGUGCUCUUCUGUAUUGUCUACUUGGUUGGUCUGCUUAUCCUGGUCUGCACUUCCAUCCCCACCGCUCUCGAGCACGGUGCGGGUCUGGGUGGUUUCGUUGUCGCCAUUCUCGUCAUUGGUCUGGGAACCGGUGGUAUCAAGAGUAACGUCGCUCCUUUGAUCGCCGAUCAGUACAAGCGUAAGAAGAUGGCUAUCUCAACCACCAAGAAGGGUGAGCGCGUCGUCAUCGAUCCCGCUCUGACCAUCCAGCGUAUCUACAUGAUCUUCUACGGCUGUAUCAACCUGGGCUCUCUGUCGCUGCUCGCGACCCCCUACAUGGAGCGUGAUGUUGGCUUCUGGUCCGCCUAUCUGCUCUGCCUGUGCAUGUUCGCCUGCGGUACCCUCGUGCUCAUUGUGGGCCGCAAGUACUACGUGGUCCGCCCCCCACAGGGCUCGGUCAUUACCGAUGCCUUCAAGGCCAUUGGUAUCAUGAUCGUCAACCGCAACAUGGAUGCUCCCAAGCCCAGCUGGCAGGCCGCCAACGGUGGCACCCGUACCAACCUGCCCUGGGACGACCACUUCAUCGACGAGGUCAAGCGUGCUCUGGUCGCCUGUCGUGUCUUCAGCUUCUUCCCCAUCUACUGGGUCGUCUACGGCCAGUUCUCCGGUAACUUCGUCACCCAGGCCGCUCAGAUGCAGGGCCACGGUAUCCCCAACGAUCUGAUGCAGAACUUCGAUCCCAUCUCCAUCAUUGUCUUCAUCCCCAUCCUGGAGACUUUUGUCUACCCUCUGAUGCGCCGUAUGCGUAUCCGGUUCCGCCCCAUCACGCGUAUCUCGCUGGGUUUCGUUGUCGCCUCUCUGGCCAUGAUGUACGCCGCCAUUGUGCAGCACCUCAUCUACUCGGCUGGUCCCUGCUACGACCAGCCGCUCUGUGCCGCCUCCGAGAUUGAUGGCACCGCGUUCGGCAACAAUGUCCACAUCGCCAUCCAGACCCCCGCCUACGUGUUCAUUGGUAUCUCCGAGAUCUUCGCCUCCGUCUCCGGUCUGGAGUAUGCGUACACCAAGGCUCCCCCCUCGAUGAAGUCGUUCGUGCAGUCCAUGUACCUGCUUACCAACGCCUUUGGUUCCGCUCUGGCCGAGGCGCUGACUCCCGCGGCCUUCGACCCCGCCAUUCUGUGGAUGUUCGUCGGUCUGGCUUGCGCUUCCUUCCUUGCCGGUAUCCUGUUCUGGUUUGUCUUCCACCACCUCAACGCGCAGGAAGACGACAUGAACAAGCUGGACGCCGACGACCCGGAUGCGCCUCCCGCCCGCGUGGAGCAGGAGAAGCAAUAG